AUGGAGAUCUUCAAGCAAUUGGAGAUUACUAUGCCCUUGACCGAAGCAUUGCAGCAAAUCCCUACUUAUGCGAAGCACAUAAAGCAAUUCCUCAAAAAGAAGAAAUAUCUAGAUGAGGAAACAAUUGAAGUGCAUGGGAAGACUCUAGUUGACUUAGGAGCUAGUAUCAAUCUAAUGCCCUUAUUUAUGCUUAAGAAGAUUGGUGGUCUGGAGGUCAAACCUACAAAAGCAAUCUUGCAAAUGGCAGACAGGUCCAUUAAGCAUCCUUAUGGUGUGGUAGAAGACGUGGUGGUGAAAAUUGAUAAACUCAAAUUUCUGGUGGACUUUGUAGUGAUGGAGAUGGAGGAAAAUAUAGAGAUAUCGCUCAUCCUUGGAAGGUCAUUCAUGAAGACAACUAAGGUUGUCAUUCAUGUGGAUGAUGGAGUUAUAACGUUGAAAGACCAAGAUGAAGAGGUGACUUUCAAUGUUUUUGAAGCUGGGCAACCAAUACAAUAA
Messenger RNA from Vigna angularis (adzuki bean), 495 nucleotides. RefSeq lists its product as uncharacterized. Gene Ontology annotation, biological process: proteolysis. The record is from RefSeq and is a predicted model, not a curated record. Lineage: Eukaryota; Viridiplantae; Streptophyta; Magnoliopsida; Fabales; Fabaceae. Gene Ontology annotation, molecular function: aspartic-type endopeptidase activity. Bases 1 to 495 code for a protein of 164 amino acids. The transcript is spliced from 2 exons.